AUGUGCGGCUCAAAGAGCAACCUCUGCUCUUCCAAAUCCCUGACUGAAGCAGAAUUCAUGAGGCGGAAAUCAGAAGAAGAAGAAGGCGUCGCCGCCACGUGUCUUCUCGAAUUCGCCGCCUGCGACGAUCUCCCGUCGUUCAGGAGAGAGAUCGAAGAGAAAUCGCCGGAAAUCGACGAGCCGGGCUUCUGGUACUGCAGACGGGUCGGGUCGAAGAAGAUGGGUUUCGAGGAGAGAACGCCUCUCAUGGUUGCUGCGAUGUACGGGAGCAUCGAGGUCCUAAAUUACAUAAUCGCCACCGGCAAAUCCGACGUGAACAGAGUUUCCGGCGGCGAGAAAGUCACUGCUCUUCACUGUGCUGUCUCCGGCUGCUCCGUCUCCGUCGUUGAAGUCAUCAAGAUCUUGCUUGGUGCCUCUGCUUCGCCUGAUUGCGUUGACGCUAAUGGGAACAAACCGGUCGAUCUAUUGGUUCGAGCUUCCCGGUUCGUACCUAACCAGAGUAAAAAGGCCGUUGAGCUUCUGUUAACCGGAAACCAUGGCUCGGUUUAUAGUUUGGUGGAAGAGGAGGAAGUGAAGAGUGUGGUGACAAAGUACCCAGCUGAUGCGUCGCUUCCUGAUAUCAACGAAGGCGUUUACGGAACAGACGAGUUUAGGAUGUUUAGCUUCAAGGUCAAGCCCUGCUCGAGGGCUUAUUCUCACGACUGGACCGAGUGUCCUUUUGUUCAUCCCGGUGAGAACGCGAGGAGGAGAGAUCCGAGGAAGUAUCCUUACACAUGUGUCCCCUGUCCCGAGUUUCGUAAAGGGUCUUGUCCUAAAGGAGAUUCCUGCGAGUACGCGCACGGGGUUUUCGAGUCUUGGCUUCACCCGGCGCAGUAUAGGACACGGCUUUGUAAAGACGAGACCGGUUGUGCGAGGAGAGUCUGUUUCUUUGCUCAUAGAAGGGACGAGCUGAGACCGGUUAACGCUUCCACCGGUUCUGCAAUGGUUUCACCGAGGUCGUCGAACCAGUCUCCUGAGAUGUCUGCCGCUAUGUCUCCUUUGAGUCUAGCCUCGUCGCCGAUGAACUCUCCCAUGGCUAACAACGGUGUUCCUUUGUCUCCAAGAAACGGUGGUUUAUGGCAGAACAGAGUGAGUACCCUUACUCCGCCGCCGUUGCAGCUUAACGGCAGCAGACUGAAGUCGAGCUUGAGCGCUAGAGACAUGGAUAUGGAGAUGGAGCUUAGGCGCAGGCUCGGCGAUUUCAAGCCAUCCAACCUCGAAGAGACUUUCGGAUCUUACGACUCUAUGCAGCAACUUCAGUCUCCAAGCAGGCAUUCUCAGAUGAACCACUAUCCGUCUUCCCCUCGCGGGUUCGAGUCUUCAGCGGCUAUGGCAGCUGCGGUGAUGAACGCUAGAUCCUCGGCGUUUGCGAAACGCAGCUUGAGUUUUAAACCGGCUCCGGUAGCUUCUUCGAAUGUCUCGGAUUGGGGAUCGCCGAACGGGAAGCUCGAGUGGGGGAUGCAAAGAGAGCUGAGGAGAAGCGCCUCCUUCGGCAUUCAUGGCAGCAGCAGCAACAACAACAACAACAAUGUGUCUCGUCCUGCGAGAGGAGACUACAGCGAUGAGCCAGAUGUGUCGUGGGUGAACUCCUUGGUGAAAGAUAGUAUACAGGAGAGAGCCUUUGGGUUGAACGAGAGGGUUGGGAACACGGUGAACGGUGCAGUGGUUAGGGACCAGUUUAAGCUUCCAACGUGGGCAGAGCAAAUGUACAUAGACCAUGAGAAGCAGCAGGUUGUGGCAUAA
Thlaspi arvense is the source of this 1782-nucleotide messenger RNA. The record is from the annotation of a GenBank genome assembly. NCBI's taxonomy places the organism in Eukaryota, Viridiplantae, Streptophyta, Magnoliopsida, Brassicales, Brassicaceae.